Molecule: messenger RNA, 636 nt
Organism: Paramecium octaurelia
Lineage: Eukaryota; Ciliophora; Oligohymenophorea; Peniculida; Parameciidae
Source: the annotation of a GenBank genome assembly
AUGAUUCUUAGUAAUGAAUAACAAUUAAACCAAAAAAACUUAGAAACACUCAAUGAAAAGAAAAAACUAGCAUCAAUAUUGAUUGAAGACACCUCAUUUGAUAUUCUGAUAAAUAAAAAAAGGGCUGAAUUGAGUGAAAAGGAAUACUCUAAAUGGGUUGAUUAAAUGAAAAAAUUAGAUCAACAAAAAUCUGUUCUGAUUAAAGAUAUUGGAUAGUAUCAAAAUUUCCUUAAUAAAGUUGAUAUCAAAUAAAUUUAAACCUAUGAAUAAUUGGGAUGUUUUGGUUCUUUGAGAUAACAAGAGCAUUUAUAUCAAAUAUAAGCUCAAAUAAAAAAGAAGAUCUAAAUGGAAUAGCAAGAAAUUGAUAAGAAAAGAGUAAUUGAAAUAGCAAAUAAGGAGAAUAGAAAUAAUAAUAAAAUUGAGAAAAAUUUAUAAAUCAUUGAAGAAAUAUAGGAGGAAAAAGAUUAUAUUAUAAAUGAAGAAAUAUAGAAAAAUUAAUAAGUUGGCGAGGUUCAAGAAGUUUAAAUGGAGACCAAUCUUGGUAAAUUAAAAUAUCAAUCUAAAAAGGCGAGCUAAGGUAGAUUAUUGAAUAGGGUUUUAAGUUCUUCAAUGUCAUUUAAAUUGAAAUAAUAAUGA